AUGGAUCGUAAUAUGAAAUCAAGAAACAACCUUUCGAACACUAUCAAAAAUGAAUGUGUCCAGGUGGUUGUUCGCUGUCGGCCGCUUAAUAAUAAGGAGUUAACCGGAAACUUCCAAAAGGUGGUCGAUGUUUUUCCCAGUCGAGGCGUGAUCGAAAUCCUGAACUGCAAUGAAGCUUCGAGGGAAAACAAAAAGAUGUUUACGUACGAUGCGGUGUAUGAUUGUCUCUCCACACAGCAAACGAUCUACGAUGAAGUGGUACGUCCAUUGGUAUCGUCCGUAAUGGAAGGGUUCAAUGGGUGCGUCUUCGCGUACGGUCAAACUGGAACGGGUAAAACGCACACGAUGGAAGGUAUCAAGAAUGAUGCGGAGCAGAAGGGCAUCAUACCGCGGGCGUUCGAGCAGAUCUGGGCACACAUAAACCGAGCGCAAAACAUGAACUUCCUGGUGGCGGUUUCGUAUUUAGAAAUUUACAUGGAGGAACUGCGCGAUCUGCUGAAACCAAAUUCGACCUGUUCGCUGGAGCUGCGCGAACGAGACGGUGGCAUUGUGGUACCGAACUUGCAUUCCGUACUGUGCAAAAGCGUCGAAGACAUGCUGAACGUGAUGCAUCAAGGCAACAAGAAUCGUACGGUCGGGUUCACGAACAUGAAUGAGCACAGUUCACGUUCACAUGCGAUAUUUCUAAUUAAGAUUGAAAUGUGCGAAGCUGGAUCCACCCUGGUUAAGGUCGGCAAGCUGAAUCUGAUCGAUCUGGCCGGUAGUGAAAGACAGUCGAAAACGGGUGCCACUGCCGAGCGGCUUAAGGAAGCAAGCAAAAUCAACCGGGCGCUUUCGUCGCUGGGUAACGUAAUUUCGGCCUUGGCAGAAAAAUCACCCCACGUUCCUUACCGUGACUCGAAAUUGACACGCUUACUGCAGGAUUCGCUAGGUGGGAAUUCGAAGACUAUCAUGAUUGCAAACAUUGGUCCCUCCGAGUUCAAUUACAAUGAAACGCUUACCACCCUCCGGUACGCGCAUCGCGCAAAGACGAUCGAAAACAAACCGGUAAAGAACGAGGAUCCGCAGGAUACGAAGCUGCGCGAAUAUCAAAAUGAGAUAGCGGAACUGCGCAAACUCAUUAGCGAACGGCAGAAGCGGGAGCGUACGGUGCAUCGGGAAAAGAAGGCCAAAAAGAAGGCCUCUCGUGUAAAGCGUGAACCAAGCCUUACGCAAUCGGAUGAAAAGUCAGAUUCCGAGGUGGAAGAGGAAGAAGACUGCGAGAAGGAAAAUGAGCAGGACUUCAAUGAGCUGGACACGAAAGCCAAAGAAGAGUUGAUGAAGGAACGGGAAGCGACGGUCGCACUGGCCGCAAAGCUUCAGGAGCUUGAAGGACAGCUAGUCAAAGGUGGCAAGAAUAUUCUCGACACGUACACCGAGCGCCAGUUUGAGCUGGAGAAGAAGCUAUCAGAAAUAGCUGAACGAAAGAAGCGUGAAAUCGAAAUGCAACAGCAGCUGGAGCUGCAAGAAGAAUCUACGAUGGAAAUUCGCGAAACAUUCACCUCGCUGCAGCAGGAGGUAGAACUGAAGACUCGCAAGCUGAAGAAAUGUUACGCCAAGUGUAUGGCCCUGAAGCAAGAGCUGCAGGAUACGCGUGAUGAGCAUAAUCGUGACCGGCGCGAAUUGGAAAUGACACAGAAUGAACUGAUUAAGGAACUGAAGCGAUUGUUGCUAAUAAUUGACAACUUUGUACCGGCUGAGGUAAAAUCGCGACUGUAUACCCAGGCCAAGUAUGACGAUGAAGCGGAAGAAUGGUUCCUUAACGGUAGUAUAAUGCUGAGCAACCACCAAAUGCUGACCCGUCCGGUCGCAGAUCCGAACCGCCGGCGACCGAUGAGCGAAUAUGCACUGCAAAUGAUUAAAACGAAGUCUAGCGAAGCCAUCCGCUUCAAGGGUGAAAACAUACUCGAUUACGAGCUAGAUAUGCCGCUCAGAACGACGUACGAAUACUCGAACCCGAAAGUGUCGGCCUCGUUACAAGCAGUCUUGGCGGAGGCCAUGCAAACUGAGGACGAUAUCGAUAUCACCGAUCAGUCAAACUAUGCCAGCAUGAUGAAAAUGCGCCUCGAUCAGAUCACCAAGCGCAACGUGCAGGAACACGCAGCGUCAAACUCUUCGACAAGCAGUGCAAUGGCAAGUGGAACUGCAAGUGUCGGUGUUAGCGGUGGUGUGUCAGGUGCGACUAAUUCGAGUAGCAGUGCUACCGGUAGUGGUUUAUUGGGCAAUGUUGGAACCAGCACCAGUCGGGCACGAUCUUCGGUGUACAGCCGAGGAAAAUCGGCCGCGCCUGCAUUCGGAGCACAUUCAGCAGCACCGGUAAAGAAAGUGUCCACAUCGGCGCUUAUGUCGAGCAGCCACGGAGGCACCGGGCCGGCUACAGGCAACAUGUUCCCAAAAGCGCGUGGUCUCAUACCCAAGUAG
Anopheles marshallii is the source of this 2460-nucleotide messenger RNA. RefSeq names its product kinesin-like protein Klp68D (gene Klp68D). The coding region runs from base 1 to 2460 and encodes 819 amino acids. Gene Ontology annotation, biological process: microtubule-based movement. NCBI's taxonomy places the organism in Eukaryota, Metazoa, Arthropoda, Insecta, Diptera, Culicidae. The record is from RefSeq and is a predicted model, not a curated record. Gene Ontology annotation, molecular function: microtubule motor activity; microtubule binding; ATP binding. The transcript is spliced from 4 exons.